This is a messenger RNA of Botrytis fragariae, 1317 nucleotides long. RefSeq lists its product as uncharacterized. The record is from RefSeq and is a predicted model, not a curated record. The transcript has a single exon. Bases 1 to 1317 code for a protein of 438 amino acids. Lineage: Eukaryota; Fungi; Ascomycota; Leotiomycetes; Helotiales; Sclerotiniaceae.
AUGGCUGCAGUGCAUGCCCGAUCCAAACUGAUGGCUCGUGAUCAGUUAUUGAAUAUCAGUUCCUCCUUGACUGACACAGCCUCAUCAUCCUCAAUCGAAAGGAAUGAAGUAGAACAACCAAUUUCUUCCAUCAGCCUUCCAGUCGGAGCGGAAAUUGGUAUUGGUCUUGUUAUCGGCAUUGUUACUUGCGCGUUAGUGCUUGUCAUAUUACUACUUUUCAGCUGUAUCAGAAGAAAUCGAGUUCAUCGUCUUACAGCAAAGGACCCACCAGUACUCUUUGUGAAUGAGGAAGAUAAUCCGCCAGAACGUCGUCUAUCUUCGACGCAAGACUUCGAGAUACAUCAGAAGACGCCCGAUGAAGAACGUUCGCAUGUCAUGUCACAGCAUCUGUGGACCAGCCCCGAUGAUGUUGCACCUAGAUAUGAGCCUCGUGAGCAGCAAGAAAGACAGAGUUUCGCUGAAAUACAACCGGAAAAUCGGGAAGAGCCUGUUGACAGGCAAAACAGACAGCAUACUCACCCAACUUCACACUUUCACUCAGACGCAGGCGAAGAAACACCCAGCUACUCGUCCCAUCAUGAUUCCUACGGCUCUUGGACAAACUCUCCAUCUAGCAUAUUUCAAGUCCCCAGUUACAAAUCAUCCUAUUCUUCCCAACAGCAGCAAAAACAGCUUGUGUAUUCUUCAAACUCAAACCCAACACCUAGUCAAAGUAAUCAUUAUCAACAAGAAGUGUACAUGCCCCGACAAGAAUCAAUCAAAAUCCAACAACCAGUACCCUCUUAUAGUCCAUGGCGAAAUCACAGAUUACUGAAUAGAGCCUAUUCGGCGGGAAGUGCACAACAGACACCCAACCGAGAUGAAUCGCGAUUUCAACUGGAGAUGAAACACGAAGCCGCGCACGUUGCAAGUAAAAAAGUCAAGGUAAAGAGAGGAAGUGCUGUAGAAAACCAUUCUGCAACCAAUUCAGAGCCUUCUAAAACUAGGAAACACCUCAAAGCUGCACCAAAAAGAAAGACUAAAGAUAAAAGUCCGCGCGCAAUCUCCCCUUUAACAAAAGCAUCUAAUCUCCAGAAAACAUCUGCUGAGCAUAAUCCCCAUAUCUUAGCAGAGCCAAAAUCAAAUCAGAAAGCAACAAAUCAAGAUCAAGAUAGAAAGAGAGAUCAGAUACCCCAUCCACUUCAAUCUCAUCCUUACUCCCCAAUAGAAAACAUUGAGAUCUCCAAAUCUUACACUAAGGAAAAUCCUCUGCCCUCACCACCCACCCAGCAUCCUAUGAUCCCCGAACUCGAGGGCUCAGAACAGAAGUUCUUAUGA